AUGGCCCAAAGAAUUGUCUUAAUCACUGGCGCAAACUCCGGCGUUGGCUAUGCCACAUCGAACGUCUUCGCCGGCGCAUCGAGCAAGUUCCACAUCAUCAUGGCCUGCCGUUCACUCGACAACGCCAACGCAGCCAAGUCCGAGAUCGAGCAGCAGUCCACCACCAAAAACACACUCUCGACCAUCCGACUUGACGUGACAGACCACCAAUCUAUCCGCGACGCUGCAUCGAUCGUGCAGGAACAAUUCGGACGACUCGACGUGCUAAUCAACAAUGCCGGAGUGAGCGGACUCAGCGAGCUCGAGGACACCGCGCGACGAAUGCGCCUCUGCUACGAAACGAACGUCGUCGGACCAGCCAUCGUCUCAGAGACCUUCCGCCCUCUCCUCCUGAAAUCCCCCAACCCCUACUCCAUCUACGUCACAAGCGGCGUCGGGUCCCUGACACUGGCGGCGGACCCGAACUCCAAGACCUACCGCGGCCCCGCGAAGGGGGAAGCUUACCGAUCGAGCAAGUCAGCGCUGAACAUGGUCGCCCUGCAAGAGUGGGUCGAGGUGCAGGACCAAGGCCACGCGCUGAAGAUCUUCAUGAUGUGUCCUGGGUUUGUGCGUUCCAAUCUGCGAGGCCGUAGCGAGGAAGCGCGCAGUGGAUGGGGCAUGGCGGGGGAUGCAGAGGUGCCGGGGAGAACGGCGCUGAGUAUUGCAGAGGGAGAACGGGAUGCCGACGUGGGCAGGUUUGUUCAUAAGGAUGGUGUCUUUCCUUGGUAG
Molecule: messenger RNA, 768 nt
Organism: Aspergillus steynii IBT 23096
Lineage: Eukaryota; Fungi; Ascomycota; Eurotiomycetes; Eurotiales; Aspergillaceae
Product: short chain dehydrogenase/reductase
Exons: 2
Coding region: 1-768 (255 amino acids)
Source: RefSeq, a predicted model, not a curated record